Molecule: messenger RNA, 1113 nt
Organism: Trematomus bernacchii (emerald rockcod)
Lineage: Eukaryota; Metazoa; Chordata; Actinopteri; Perciformes; Nototheniidae
Gene: nudt1
Product: nudix (nucleoside diphosphate linked moiety X)-type motif 1
Exons: 3
Coding region: 234-704 (156 amino acids)
Biological process (GO): DNA protection
Molecular function (GO): 8-oxo-7,8-dihydroguanosine triphosphate pyrophosphatase activity
Source: RefSeq, a predicted model, not a curated record
CCGUGCUUUUACACAUCUGCGUCAUCUGACCAAAUCUGUAGUGCUGCACGCGGGAGUCAUAAAUAGUCCUGAUUUGAUACAGGAACUUGUUUUUUCUCCUGACUUUUUGGGUUUACAGAGCAGGCAUUGAUCAGGUGAGGAAGUUAGGCUGAGCUCACACAGCACAGCGUUAGCAGCGAGUUUUGCCUCAGGCAGGUUCACGUUGUGUUUCACUUCCUCCUCAGGCAGGGGAGAUGUUGAGCUCCAAGCUGCUGACCCUGGUUCUGGUGGUGCAGCCGGGCAGGGUGCUGCUAGGCAUGAAGAAGAGGGGGUUCGGGGCCGGGAAGUGGAACGGUUUUGGGGGAAAGGUUCAACCUGGAGAAACUAUUGAAGAGGGUGCAAGGAGAGAGCUGCAAGAAGAAAGCGGUCUCACGGUGGACGCUCUCGAGAAGGUCGGAAACCUCAAGUUUGAAUUUGUUGGAGAAACGGAGCUGAUGGAUGUCCAUGUUUUCAGAGCUGACAGUUAUAAUGGAGAGCCAACAGAGUCAGAAGAAAUGCGGCCUCAGUGGUUUGAUAGUGACCAGAUUCCCUUCAGUGAAAUGUGGGCUGAUGACAUCCUGUGGUUCCCACUGAUGUUCCAGAAGAAGAAAUUCGUCGGAUACUUUAAGUUUCAGGGUCAUGAUGUGAUCCUCAGCCAGAAACUGGAGGAAGUGGAGGAACUGUGAGACAUCCUGUGUUUCUGAGGACAUUUAUGACUGUGACAACAAGAAUUGGGCUUCCAAAUGUCUUCUUUGAAACAGCAAGACUCUGAGGACUAAACCUCGCACAUGGAGUUUUACAUGUAACAUGUUACUGAUUUAUUUUUUCAAUGAUAAAUAAAAAACAAUCAAAGCAGAAGUAUAUUGACAGAAAUAUUCAUUCUGUUAUUUUAUUUUCAGUAUAAGUGAUUCAACACAAUUUAGCAAGGCUUUGUUUCAUAAAGUAUUUACAAUAUCUACAGGUAUAAUUCGAUUGGAUUUCAUAUUCUGUGCAAGUUAGUAAACCUGAUUCCUGAUACUUCUUUCCUGACAAAACAAAUGUUUCAUACUGUUUUAUAGUUAAUCAUAAAAUAAAAGUUUCUGUGAGGUAAGGUGA